UAACACGAAACUCUCUUUUUUUCGCCAGUUCGAGGAAAAGUUGUAAACGCAGAUUUUUUCGACCGUUGAAUGUUCGUAAAUAUAGUGAAAAAAAAUUACAAAGUGAAUUGAACUAAAAAAAAUAAAACGACUCUGUAUUGAAGAACAAUUUUUCAAUUGGAAAGUUGCGAUCAUCACCAAAAAAUAAAUUGUGAAGAAAAAACAUGACUUCAUCCAAAUCGCAGUGAAUGCUAAUGUGUUGAAAUUGAUUUACGCGUGCUUUUAUCGAACAAAAAUUAAAAAUAUAAACAAACAGUGAAAGGUUAAUGGAAAAAAGGCAUCAAAAUUAUUAAAAAAAUAAAUCAUUGUGAAAUGUUUUUAAAUUCUAAAUCGGUUUGUUUAUGAAAUAGAAGUGAUCUCAGCUACAUUCGCGCUCCCCUUCAAAAAAAAAACAUCCAAUAAAUUGUGGCAGUGCAUUUCAGUGUAUGUGACAAUAAAACAAAAUCAUUGCAACAAUUAGAAUUUGGAACAUCUUAAUCAACGAAUGGAGUGAAGUGUUUUUUUGACGUAGAAAACGGCUUGGCUGAAGAGAAAAACCAAAUCAAUGUAUUAGAAAAACUUGUGGAAUUUUCGUUAGUAAAUUGAAUCCAGCGAUCAAACAAAAAGUCGUCUCUGUUACUAUGAAAGAAAAUCAUUUCAAAUGGUAGCAUAAAAUUCAUUGUGUGUUUUCAUGAAAUGUGUAUGUAAAGACAGUGCUCCGUAUUCAUUCAUAUUGUAUUUGUGUAUAUGGUUCGUGUUUCUUUUCAGUUUGGCAGUCAUACAAAGUGAAACAAAUCAUGUAAUUUAAUGUGAAUCUGUGAAAAUAACUGUGUCCAUAUUGAGUCGCAUUUAGGCCGAGAUUUUUCUGUGUGGAUUCCAAUACGAUAAAGUGCUGGCACGAUUGUCAUGCAUUUACAUUUUAAACGGUGAUUAAAUAAAAUUGUGAACGACAAAACGAGAGAGCGACAGAGAGCACGGGAGAGUAGAAGAAACGGAGGCAUCAGUGUAUCGUUAUGUGUGCACAGUGAUCAAAAUAUAAGUUAAUCAAAUCCUACAAUUGGAUCUUUCAAAUGCAAACGAGAUAGAAAGAGAGACAAAAAGUGGAAAAAAAAGACACGCAUUUAACUACAUUGAAGACAAUUGAUUUAAACCGACCAAUUAUGUUGACAUUACGGAAGAAAAAGAAGCUGAUUGGUUGGUGCGCGUAAAUGAAUCGCCUUAAUUAAUUACUGGGGAAAAAACAAGCAAAUAUCUUUUUCACGUCACGCUUACCUCAGUCGCGCAUUUAAAAUUCUUCAGUGUGAUCGCAUUCUCUCUUUUUUUGUAAUAUGAUUUGCGUAAUGCGGCUCACCGAAUGAUGACUUGAAUAAAUAAAUUGAAUGAACGAAUAUAUAAAAAUCAUAUUAAGUGAACGAUCCACGUACAAUUAAGUAUAUAUACACACACACGCAUAGAGAUAGCGAUUCAACGAUAUGAAAACGGCAAAUAUGAAUGUUUCCAUUGUCAUUGUUUUAUCGUCAAUUUUUAAUUUAUUAUCAUGUGCCAAGCUUGGUCGCAUUCAACAACCAUCCCAUGCGAUGCCAACAACAUCCAUGGAAUUCAUAAGCUCGUCAACAGAUGGCAAUGGUACGGAUUUCUAUACAAAUGGGUCAACAAAUAAUGAAAACGAUGGAAAUGUGAUUCAAACACAAUAUCAAAAUAAAGGUGAACUGCCGUACUUCACGAAUCCCGCCAUUCUCAGUACGCAUAUUCGAAGAAAUAUCACCGGCACGGUGAAAUUUCGAUGCCCGGCUGCAGGAAAUCCCACGCCGAAUAUAACAUGGACCAAAGAUUCAAUUGAGAUAAAAAAUACAGCAAAACUAACGAAAAUGAAAAAUAAAUGGGCCAUCUUUUUAAAUGAAUUAACGCUCAGCGAUACAGGGGUGUAUGUUUGCAAAAUAUGUAAUGUACAUGGAUGCAUUGAGCAUGCUACUCAGCUUGAUGUACAAGAUCACGAUAUUCAUGACCUCGUACCAGCUGAAGCAACCCGAAAUGAUGAAUUGUUGUCAAAACCUGAUGAAAUCUACAGUCAAAUCCGUAGUCGUUCGAUAGCGAUGAAACAAAAUCUUACAAAAGAAUCAAACGGACAAUUGGCGGUGGUUUCGACAUUUACACAAAAUACACAAUCAAACAGUGAUGAAACUCAUUCAAAAGAAUCAAAUGACGAUGAAAAUCAAUUUACUACCGGUUUUGAUACAACCGAAUCUGAUAUGGAGGAGUUGCACAAUGAAAACCAAGAAAAUGAUGAGUUCUCGGAAAUGGAUGUUGAUUUAAAAAAUGGUGAAGCUCCAUAUUUUCCGAAAAAAACCACACUGUUGAAAUUUUUACCAAAACCAUCUGGAAACAUGGCAAGAAUACGGUGUAUAGGAGCCGGAAAUCCAACACCGAACAUAACAUGGACCAAAAAUAACGAAGAAAUCGUGAGGCACAUGGGCACGGUUCAAUAUAAAAAAUGGGCCAUUAUAUUAGAAGAUUUGACAACAAAAGAUGCCGGAGACUACACUUGCAAGUUGUGCAACAUACACGGAUGUAUUGACCACACAACUAAACUUCUUGUGGAAGAUCGUUUUCCGGGUUCGCCGUACAUUAUAAAAGAGCAGCUCGUCAAUGAAACGGCACUUGUUAACGCAAAUAUUACAUUUAAAUGUCCAGUUAUCCAAAAAGAAGUAGCCGCACAUAUUACGUGGGCUAAAUAUCAUGCGUUAAAUGAUUCCGAUGAUAAUUUUACUUCGCCAAUAAGUGCAGUUCGUCUUGAGGUUGAUGAAGAUAAGUCGGAAGAGCUAGUACUUCAUAAUAUCACACACGCCGACGAAGGAUGGUACACAUGUAUUGCAGCAAACAGUUUGGGUCAUACGACGGCCAGCGCUUAUUUACAUGUUGUUGACGAAUUAGAGGAUGGAAAACGAUUAAUAGCUGGACACAAGCUAAAUUCAUUGCUGAGCUACAUAAUAAUAGUAUCGAUGGGUGCAUUGUUUCUCAUUGCGAUUUUCAUCAUGCUGAUUGGUUUUAAGAAACUAAAACGGGAAAAAUUGGAGAAACAUCGUGCCAUGGAAACGGUACAUCAAUGGACGAAAAAAGUGAUUAUCGUUAAACCAAAUCAAGAUGAGGUUGACGGUUCGGACGGACUUCAAAUUCCAGUUAUUCAAAUUGAAAAACACCGUACAGCCGUCUAUUGUAACGAUCCAUCGUUGAUGAAUGAAUACGAAUUUCCGCUCGACGCGAAUUGGGAAUUUCCACGGAAUCAUUUAAAAUUUGGCCCAACACUUGGCGAAGGUGCAUUUGGACGUGUCGUUUUAGCCGAAGCGUAUGGCUUGGAGAAACCACAACAAACACAAAUCGUGGCCGUGAAAAUGGUGAAAGAAGGACAUACCGAUUCCGAUAUAGCCGGUUUGGUGCGUGAAAUGGAAGUGAUGAAAAUGAUCGGAAAGCAUAUAAACGUCAUCAAUUUGUUGGGCUGCUGCAGUCAAGAGGGUCCAUUGUAUGUCAUCGUUGAAUAUGCACCGCAUGGCAAUUUAAAAGAUUUCCUGAAGAAAAAUCUUGCAAUGGCUGACUACAAUCUGCUCAAUUCGCAACAUGUUUUGACACAAAAGGAGCUAACAUCAUUCGCAUAUCAAGUCGCCCGCGGAAUGGAAUAUUUGGCUUCAAGACGAUACAUACAUCGUGAUUUGGCCGCACGGAAUGUGCUAGUUUGCGAAAAUAAUAUCGUAAAGAUAGCCGAUUUUGGUUUGGCGAGAGAUGUACAAGAGACCGACUACUACAGGAAAUGUAGCAAUGGCAGGUUGCCAAUCAAGUGGAUGGCACCCGAAUCUUUGAAAGACAGAUUCUAUGACAGUCAAAGUGAUGUGUGGUCAUAUGGAAUAUUGCUUUGGGAGAUCAUGACCUUCGGUGAACAACCAUAUCCAAAUAUUCUGUAUUCCUCGGUGGAACUAUUGGAAUACCUAGAGAGAGGAAUACGUAUGGAUAAACCAGCACAUUGUCAUAUUGAUAUAUAUAAAUUAAUGCGGCAAUGCUGGAACUGGAAGCCAAGAUUGCGACCUACAUUCACUGAAAUCGUUCUUUACCUCGAUAAUAUUUUAACUACGUCUUCGAACCAAGAAUAUUUAAAUGUGAUUAAUGGCCCGUACAUCGACGAUUCAGCCCCGAAUAGUGAUGGAGAUGAUCAGGAUGUAACUGAUGGCUUUCGUGGUCCUCCGGUGUGUCGGCCUUUUUUGCGAUACAACUAGUAGGUGGUAGAUAUGGGACGUUUUUUUUUUGUGAAAAAUUCAAGUGAACUCAGCAAAGUCAAUAUUUUAAUUAGAUCUGCAAAACAGAUUAAUCUAAGUUAUAUAAAAUGUAAAUUUUCAUUUAACAUCAAGAAUAGUCAACAUAUCGAAAGCAACAAGAAUAAGUCAAAUUAUUUGGACAAGAAAAGCAAUGACUCCAAAUAAUGCAUGCUUUUCGUCAAGGACUCAUUAGAUUGUCAAAAUCGCAUACUUUCUUCAAAUGUACAUACCAAAAAGUAAAAUUAAACAAACCAAAUCAAGUUCGAGCCUCUACGCAUUUUUAUCUAAAAAAAAAUUUUACACACUAAUAAAAUCAAAUGAUCAGUAUUUUUAAGUUGAAGUACAUAUAUAAAUAUGGAAUGAAGUUAAAGAAUUAUUUUUCAGAUUUUGAUAUUCAAGAUUAAUUUUAGAUUAAUAAAUUAAGAUUUCAAAACGUGUAAUACUUAUAGCAUUGUCCAGCAUCAUUUCCCCCUUUAUAUUCAAUAACAUAAUAACAGGAUACUUCUUAUACAACAAAUUUGUCAUAGGACAUUAGUCAUUAGAUUCAGAAGCUAGACAUUUAAGGUUUCACACAAAUUCAGUUUUAUAGUUCUGCGAUCGUGUUUAUUUAUGAAAUGAUGGACACAUUUUACAAGGCAACUAUGAAUGAAAUAAACAAUUUUAAAAAGUAAAA
Contarinia nasturtii (swede midge) is the source of this 4992-nucleotide messenger RNA. Its product is annotated as fibroblast growth factor receptor homolog 1-like. The transcript has 15 exons. Bases 1491 to 4280 code for a protein of 929 amino acids. The record is from RefSeq and is a predicted model, not a curated record. Gene Ontology annotation, biological process: protein phosphorylation; positive regulation of cell population proliferation; multicellular organism development. NCBI's taxonomy places the organism in Eukaryota, Metazoa, Arthropoda, Insecta, Diptera, Cecidomyiidae. Gene Ontology annotation, molecular function: fibroblast growth factor receptor activity; ATP binding. Gene Ontology annotation, cellular component: membrane; signaling receptor complex.